Molecule: messenger RNA, 634 nt
Organism: Nymphaea colorata (pocket water lily)
Lineage: Eukaryota; Viridiplantae; Streptophyta; Magnoliopsida; Nymphaeales; Nymphaeaceae
Product: 40S ribosomal protein S27-2
Exons: 4
Coding region: 178-438 (86 amino acids)
Biological process (GO): ribosomal small subunit assembly; translation
Cellular component (GO): cytosolic small ribosomal subunit; ribosome
Molecular function (GO): structural constituent of ribosome; RNA binding
Source: RefSeq, a predicted model, not a curated record
GGUUAUCGCCCGUAUAAAAGCGUGAACUCUUAGCCCCAGCCUCUCCCCCGCUCUCUCUUCGUUGCGCUCAAAAAUCUGAAGUGAAGCCAUUGGCGGAGCCGCCGCUGCGAGUCCCUUCUGGAACCGUCGCCCUCGAUUUGCCAAACGCCCUUUCCUUUGUCCUUUCUCAUCGUCACCAUGGUUCUGUCAAAUGAUAUUGAUCUCCUUCACCCUCCAGCGGAGCUGGAAAAGAGAAAGCACAAAUUGAAACGCCUCGUUCAAUCUCCCAACUCAUUUUUUAUGGAUGUGAAAUGCCAAGGAUGCUUUAACAUCACGACGGUCUUCAGUCAUUCACAAACAGUUGUGGUGUGUGGGAAUUGCCAAACAGUUCUAUGCCAGCCCACUGGUGGGAAAGCUCGCCUCACUGAAGGUUGCUCCUUCAGAAGAAAGGGAGACUAGAGGAGCUUAUACUGGUUUGUGAUGUAGAGUUACGAUUUCGUCUUCAGUUGAAUUUUGGCUAAGAACUAUGUUUCUGAAUUUUCAUGCUUCUUGAAACAGACUUUCUGAUUGAAGAUUCCGACUGUUUUCAAAGUUUUGCCAGGGAACUGUUAGGUUUAUUAUGAUAAAAGUCGCCUCGUAUCUAUUAUGAACAUAA